AUGGCUGUAGUCUAUCCUCCAGGUAGCAGUUUAACAAAAUUGACGUCUAAUCAAGAUAAUUCUCUCUCUAAUCCCAGCUCUUCUGAUGCAAUUUGCCAAGUCUGCUAUGGGAAAAAUCCAAACAACUUAAAAAAGGUCGAAUUUGCCAUGCCAAUCCACACUUGCAAAACAUGCGAUCUCACUGUUCACAAGGCUUGCUACGGGAUAUCCCCGUCUGCAGAAGCAAUGUUUUUCUGUGACCGCUGCAUCGAAGUUGGCCCACACGUGACCGUCAGCUGUGAAAUCUGUCAUCAAGUAAAUGGCGCUCUAAAGAAAUCUGGUGAAAAGUGGGUUCACGUCACCUGUGCUCUUUUUUCGCGAUUCACACACAUUGUAGACUGACUUGAAAUGAAGCCUGAUGCCAUUCGCUCCUCAGACGCUGAUCAGUUCUGUAAUGAGUGCAAUCAGAUAGGCCAUGACACUUUCAAAUGUGACGAGUGCGAAAAAAGAAGCCAUGCCCUGUGCAUGCUUCAGAAAGGCACUUGGAAUAUGUCAGGACUAUUACAGAAACGGACUGAGGUGUAUUGUGAAGAACACGUAGAAGGCAAUGAAGAGUACUGCUUCUGUGGAAAAGGGUAUGUAGAAGGGGCUCAGUACAUGAUUUGCUGCGAUAAUUGCGAUACUUGGUACCAUGGAGACUGCAUUGGGAUUACUGCACAGGUAGGGGACACUAUUGAGCAAUUUGUGUGCAAGUUUUGUGAGCAGUGAAAUAGCACAGCCAAAAAGCUGCUGAAAGAAGAUGCGACUGAUAAAAAGUCAAAUGCGAAGGUGUCUAAGCAGUUUGUGAACUUUAAGCUGAAGGAUUGGCUGCUGCUGGCGAGAAUUGUGUUUAAAAGGGCUAAUAAAGCUUUGGAAGAGAGAUCAAAAAUUGAGGAUAUGGAAGAAGUCAUGGAAUUUGCCGCGAAAUUGCCGUUUGAGGUGGCGAUUUUGAGCAACUUGAAUGCGAAGCUCCACAAUGCGAAGAUUCUGAUUGGAAGGGCUAAUAGUCUUUUAGACAAAAUUCAUGAAUAUUUAGAAGAGAAUGAAAUCAAGGACAUCCAAGAAGUAAUUACUGAAGCCAGAACGAUUGGAGUUCAUAUACCUCAUGUUGGAUUUUUUAUUUUUAUAAAGAAAAUAUUUUUUAGAAAUUUUAUUAGGAUUUAUAGAAAAAUAUUGUUGGUUAGGGAAGCAAUUCAUAUAAAGAGAAAGUUUUUUAUUAAAAUUAGACUCAUGUUACUAGGCUUACACAUCAAAUUGAAAAUUUCGAAAGAGUAAAAGAAAUCAAGACUAUGAUUUCUAAUUCUAAAAAUUAUUCAUUUGCUGAGGCAAGGUCUUAUUAUGAUAAUCUUGUAAAACAAAUGGAAAAGCCACCUAAACAGUUAGGAGAACUUAAAAAUAUGAUUGAUUCUUGCCAGAAUAAGAUUUCUCUGCUGAAAAAUGAGUUAAAAGAAAGCAAAGAAAAUGGCUUGGAAAAUAAAAAAAAUACUGAUUUUUUUAUAGGCAAGUUAGAAGAAAUUAACCCCACCCUUCGUGACGAACAAAAAAUUUUUUUGUUCGCUCACAGAGAGGGGACUAAAGAAAUGCCUUUUUUGAUGAAAAAUGAAAUUAAAGCAAUAGAGGAUGAGUUGAAAUUGGCAGAAGACUGGGAUGCUAAAUUUUUAAAUAUUAUGAAGCCUAUACCGCCUGCUGAUUUACAAGUUCACUUACAUGAAGCAGAUGGGCUUAGUAUUAAAACUCCUGCUAUGAAAACUGCUCUUGAAAAAUGGAAAGAUUAUUCCCGAUGGUUCAGCCAAUCUCAAUCUUUUUUAAAUCCAGCUGAAAAAAAUGCAUUACCAACAAUAGAGCAGAUAAAUGAGCAUAUAUGCAAUGGAGAUCUACAUAUUAGCUCAUACGUUGAUAUCGCAGAUGUCAAACAAUCGCUGCAUGCAAAAAUUUCUCAGGCAGAAAAUUGGCACUCACAAGCAGCGGCAGCUGUUUCCACAAAAAUCUCACAGCAAUUGAUAAAUCAACUAUCCUUUAUUAAAAAUAAUUAAAAUAAUAUCUGGAAAAAAUUUAUCAUUUUAUAUUUAAUAUAAAACUAAUUAGGCACUAUUUUUGACUAAACCUCCUUCAGAGAGCAUAAUAAAUGAUGCACAAUCUUUAAUCUGCAAAUUCCCUGAGCUAGAUUUACUUGAAAAACGAGCCCACAUCAACCAAAAAAUCAAUGAAACUCUCAAUAAAAAGCAUAGAGAAGAAGACCUUGAAAUUCUUUUAAAAGAUGCCUACGAAUUUGACACAGAUGACGAAUUAAUCCAAUUAGUGACAUUUAAAAUCCAGAGCAUAAAAGAGAUAAAAGAAAGAGUUCAUGAAGCUUUACAAGGAGAAAACAAUUCUUCAGACUUGUAUUUGAAGCUAUUAGAAGAGCUAAAAAAUGAAAAAACUGAGCUUUUAGAAGAAAAACAACAAAUUGAGGAUAAAAUAAAAUCUCUGCAAUGAAUUGAACAAGUUAAUGAGAUUUUUGAUGAGCUUGAUAAAUCUGCUGAGGAUGUUCCAGCUAAAAAGAAAAAAGGAAACGAAAUUGAUACUUUGAAAAGUUUGAUAGGAAAGGCUGAAAAAAUUAUAUAUAAAGAUGCAAAAACUGAUGGGUAUUUAGAAGAGCUAGCUUUUAGGCUAUGGGAAUUGGAAUUUAAAAGAUUUGAUAUGUGUGAUGAAAUUUCGCUAGAGCAGCUUCAAGAUCUUAAAAUCAGAGCUUCUUAUUUGAAAACACGCCAGCCUGAGUCCUUAAUACAAUUCCAGUCAAUUUCUAAAGAAGUUGAUGAAAGUGUUGCAUUUUUUGAAAAUUUAGCACAAACUGAUAUAUCAGAAAUUUUCAGUGGAAAUGUUAUAAAGACAUUUAAAUUAAGCUUGAUCGGGGUAUUUUAGAAAAUAUAUUAGUUUUAAUUAUAAAUUAUAUAAGUUUUCUUAAAUUUCGGUAAGAAAUACAAUGAAAUUUAUCAUAGAAUUGAAGCAAAACCUUGAAUUUUAUAAAAAUAAGCUUGAAAAUCAAGGAAUUAUCUUCCCUGAAAAAUAUAACAAAUUUUUAGCCUGGGAUAAGUGAAUUAACUGAAGUCUAGCCGCAGAAUCUUUAUUUUUCUCUUCAGAAAAGCCAUCAAUAGACAAACUCUAUGAUUUAAAUCUAGAAGUAAUUCCACUAGGCAUUUCCAAUGAAAUACCAUCUGUCAAAAAGCUCACUGAAGAAAUCGCAAACUACGAAAAUUGGCUGUAUCGCUACACUUCUUACUCAUCAACUCGUCGCGCUUUUUCUAAACCAGGUCUAGAAGUUAAAAAUUACUUAAAAUUAAUAAGUGAAAAGCCUAAACUAACCAAUCUCCAGCUUCAAGACCUGCUUCAAAGCGCAAGAUCUCUUCGAACUUGUUGCGAUCAAGAAAUCCUUAUAAUGGAACAAGAUCUAAAAAGGCUUGAAUUGUGGACGAGCAAAGAGCUAAUAUUCGCUGGAAGACCAUAUGAAGAGCUAUUAAUCGACUGCAAAAAAAGUUAUGAUGAAUUCAUAGAAAGCGAAGGCUGCAAAGAAUUUUAUGCUACCAUAAAAGAAUAUUUUUUCGAAAAUUUUAUUGAGCACGAAAAUUUUGGAAUAAAAUUAAGCAGCUUAGAAUGGAAUUUUAGAGCCCAAGGAAUAUUGCAGCAGAAAGGCAGAAUAUUAGAAGAAGUUUGGGAAGAAGUUUAUGGAGUCAUAGAACAACUAGAUAAAAAGAUUUUAGACGAGUCGACUUUAGAAAAAAUAAAAAGGCUUCAACAAAUAAAGCAGCAAAUAGAAGAAGAGGUCAGAAAAAUUAAAAAUUUCGUCCCACAAGGCGAAAUAAAAGCACUUACUUUUGAAGAACUGGAUAUUUUAUAUGAUAAAAUAUCGACAAGCAAAAUUAUACUCAAGGAUGAAAAUUUUGUUAAGAAUUUGCUAGAAAAAACCAGGAAUUUUUCACAAAGAUUCAAUGAUAUGAUUACUAAUAAAGCUUCUAUUGAGGAGUUUAAGGCAUUUCAAGAUGACAUAGAAAAACACCCUAUUUCAAUAUCAGAGUUUUCAAGCAAGCUUAAAGACAUUUUGAACAAAGCGAAUAAUAUCACCCUUCGUAUGAGAAUUCUUAAAGAAAACGCUGGAAAAAAUAAGAUGGACAAAGCCAAAGUAGAGCAGUUUUUGCUUGAAUACAACAAUACUGAGGUAAAGCUAGAAGAUGCUGAUAUAUUAAUUGAAGAAUUAGAAAGGGGAAACCAAAUUCUCGCAGAAGGUUUUGAGAUUGUUGAAAAACCAGAUGCGACUAUGGAGGAGCUCAAUUCAAUAAGCGGAAGAUUAAAUAAUCUUCAUAUCCAUAUGGGACAAGAAGAAAAAAAUCUGAAAAUAAAAAUAUGGAAACUUAGGGUCACUCUCUCCCAAGGAAUCAAAGUUAGCUUCCCUAUACUUCAAGGCUGGCUAAAUGAAGGCUUACAAAUGAAAGACCCAAGCUUAGCUGACAGUAUCGAAAAACUUGAAGGGCUUGUUGCGAAAGGAGAAAUCUACAAAGAAAGACUUGCAGCUUGCAGCAGUUUAGAAGAAAUCCAAGAAAUUGAAAAAGAAGCUGAAUCUUUACCGUUUGAUUUAGCCCAUUCUUUUAUUGAGCAUAAAACCCGCAUCAAUCUUGGUGGUGGAAAAAAAGAGUCUAAAUCAUCAGAAACAGUUCCUUCUAAGCACUCAGCUCAAACUGAUGAUCCAGUUCCUUAUAAUGACCCAGCCCGUAUGUCACAAAUCACAGCUAUUGAAAAAACGAUCAUUCAUGAUAUUAAUUAUGAUUGGCAUAAACAUAUGGGGAAAGCUAAAAGAUAUGCUGUAAGGUUAGAAGAUAUUAUUUUUAAAAAUCAUCAUGGGAGUAAAUAUAGAAAAACUAUUGAUAGAAUGAUAAGGAUUAUCAAAAGAUAUCAAGAGUUUGAAGGAUUUUCUAAAUUUUUGGCAGAAUAGAUAUUAUUUAAUGCUUCUUUAAAAAAUAUUGAAAAUAAAAUAUUUUGGGUAGAGUAAGAAAUUGAGCAAGGGAGAUAUCACAGCUGAUGAACUCUCAGUGUUGAACCCUAAAGAAGCUAAAGAAGUUAAAGUAAUCAAAAGAUUGUUUGAUGGAGAGCCAAAGAUAUGCCUAACUAUUAAUAAAAGUAAACUAACAGAAAGUGAUAACCCGGAGUCAGGCCAGCCAGUUAAAAAACCAAAACUCACACCUAAGCAAGAAGUCCCACAAGUUUCACCUCAACCAGCUCAAAUUCCAAAAAUAUCUCCAAAGCCUGUCUCUAAGGAACCGCCAAAGCCGAUUGCUACUCCAGCUCCAUUAAUAAAAACAACACCUAAGCCUCCACCUCCAAAACCUACACCAAAGCCUGUGAGCGAUUUCAAAGUUACAAAUCUUAUAAGUGAAAUAGAAGCUAAUAAGAAAAAUCAGUCAAAAAGCUUGAUUGUAAAGAAUGAAAUCAGCCAGCCACAGUUAGCAAGCGAAAAAUACAGAGCUCCUCAGCAUUUAUCUGAUUCUUCAGCUGUAUCUAGAUCGACUGCUGCUGAUGAAGAAUGAAGGGAACUUACUUCGUUCAAGAUAUAUCUAGAUAUAGAGGUUUCCUCUAUAUAGCGCUAAAAGCGCAGACAUUUUCCCAGGAGCUUUCCAAGUUCGUCGGACCAAAUCGCUUUUUGGUCCGACCAAGGCAUUGAUUUGGUGCAACCUACCGAUAAAUUCCGAUCAGAAUUUAUCGGCCUUACAGCGCCAAACAUAGGAAACUUCUAUAUAAUUAAUUUUUUGGAAAUCCAAAUACCAUAGCCAACCAAUAAUCUUUAUAAUAUACAUAUUUUUAUCUAAAAAUAUUUUGAUAUAUCAUUAUAAUUGAAAUUUAUAUAAUAAUCAUAAAUUAUGGUUAUCUAUGGGCAAGCUUUUCUCAAAAAUCCCCUUGCCUUAUAGUUUUCCAAUAUACGUCUUUCUCAUUUAUUUCUUCAAUCCGUCAUCUUAAUUAAUACUUAAUUUUAAUUUUAUUGAACUUAAAUUCCAGCAAUCUAAAGCAUAAAUUUAAUAAAUGUGAUUAUUAAAUUUAUAAUAUGUAAAAUCUAAAAUCAAUGAAAUUAUUACAUAUAAAUUUUACUCUUUAUCUUGUUAAUUAUUGGAAUAAAAAGUUAGCAAAUUUAGACUUGAACAUAGUGGAUUUACUACAACAUCUGGAGACAAGCAAAUUCCUCAAAAACGUGCCCCUGAGGCUAUUGAUCAGCUUCCACCCAAAAGAUCAAAAUAUGAAAGAAACCAAGAAGGAAGAUUUAGCAGCGAAGAAGAAGAGGAAGAAGAAGAUAAAGAGCCAUCCAAAAAGGAAUUAGAAACGAAUAAAGAAAAAUCAGAAGAAUACAGCGUAUUAGAGCUUGCCAAAAAAAAUGAUUAUGCUAAGAAGCAUAAGAAAAAAGGUAAAUUAUACGACCCAUUUUCAGUACCUGCUCCUAAAAAUAAAGCCCCAGUCGGAAGUUUAUUAAAAGUGUGGUCUGGCAAGCUUGAAUACGGAAAACACUUCAUUAAUGUAGUGAUGCACUCUGUCGAUAACAUUGAAUCGUUCCAAAAAAUGCCUCAGCUCGGCAGCAAAAUUUCAGUUCAAGGAAGAACUAAACAAGAUGAGCUAGAAGUUUAUAUAGAAAUUUUAUUUAAUAAAAUUAUAUACAAUAUAACAAAUUAUCUUUAAUUUUUAUGAAAAAUAAAAAAUUAGCUAAGACAAUGAUAAUAAAAUUAAUUAUAUAAAAUAUAUAUCACAAAAUGCAUCUGGAUCAGUCAGCAAACUAAUAGCAACAGCAUGAAUAGAACCAACUGAAAGCAACGAAAGAGACUUCAGUGACCUUGCUCGCGAUUUAACUGGCAAAGGUAGAUCAGCCGUCAUACGAAUUGAUAACUCCCUCACUAUUUAUUUAACCUCCUUAAAUGAAAGUUUCCAAUCCUUUUUAUCCUCAGUGCGUAUCAACAUCAAUAGAAAAAUUGAUGAAACUGUAGUCCCACACAUAUCCACCAAAGAAAAGCUCGGCUGUAUUUUAUUCUUCAAAAAAACUGCUAUGAGCUCUUCCUCAUAUAUAAAUCCUGAUGUCAUUGUAAAAAUUGAGCCAGCAUCAAUGCCAGAAAUUGAUGAUUUGCCUGAAAAAGAGCAAGAAAUGUCACCUAUAACUGACGAAGAAGAAAAUCCUAAUUCUUCUAAUGACCAGCUUCCUAAAGCUUUACAAGACAUUUUGUUAGAACUAAAAAAAAAUCCUGGGGACCAGUCACAAAUUUUAAAUAAUCUACAACAAGCGAUUUCUACAAUGAAUCCACAAGAGUUAGCACCAAAUAAUUCAGAAAUUAAUGAUUUGAUUUCAGCGAUUAAAGAACAGGUCAAGCAAGAGUCGCAGCAAAAACAGCAGCCUGCAGUGCAAAAUGUUAACCAAUUUUUGUCACAGAAUUUCCAAUUGCCUCCACAAAGACAGCAGCCUGGGUAUAUGUAUAUGCCACAGCAGAAUUAUAUGUAUCCUCCACAGCCUAUAUAUCCUCCUGGACAAUAUUACCAAGGACAGCCUCCACCUCAACCUCCUGCGCAAUAUUAUAGACCUCCUUCUCCUGAGAGAAAACAUGAUGAUCCAAGAAGACAAAACAGGUAUUAA
Molecule: messenger RNA, 7648 nt
Organism: Blepharisma stoltei
Lineage: Eukaryota; Ciliophora; Heterotrichea; Heterotrichida; Blepharismidae
Source: the annotation of a GenBank genome assembly